UCUGUGAAAGUGAGUCCUAUAAAUACCAGCGUGUUCUGUUUUCCUCUAGUUUCGUACUGUGAGUCUUGUCAGUGUUCAGGAUGGCAGAAAUAUACGUGCAACACAUAGAGCUUUUGGGCUUUGAGAAAAGGUUCUACCCAAGUCAGCAUUAUGUCUACAUGAUCAUGGUGAAAUGGAGCGAUCAGUCAGAGAAACUGAUCUACAGAAAAUAUCCAGAAAUCCAUACUUUCCAUAAAUCCCUGAAGGAGAUCUUCCCGAUCGAGGCGGGUGACAUUAAUCCCAAAGAUCGUAUAAUUCCCCAUCUGCCAGCUCCGAAAUGGCUCGACAGCCAGAAGUCAACUGAGACUAGACAAGGGACUCUGACGGAAUACUUCCAGUCUCUGCUCAACAUGCCUUCGAAGAUCUCCCACUGUCAGCUAGUCAGGAACUUCUUCAAAGUACGGCCAGAUGAUGAGAGUCCACCAGCUCCUAAUGUACAAAAAAGGAACGAGACCUAUGUCACGUCCAGGGAUAGAGCAAGGACCGCCACCUCUGAAAUCACAGGUCCAAUCAUGCUGGAAACCUACAGAGUGAUAGCCGAUUACAGCAAAACCUCAAAAUAUGAGCUCAACCUGAAGGCAGGAGAUUCAGUGGACAUUGUGGAGAAAAGUUCCAAUGGUUGGUGGUUCUGCCAGUGUGAAGCACAGAGAGGAUGGGCUCCAGCCUCUUAUCUAGAACCACUAGAUGGACCUGAUGAGUCUGAAGAGCCGGAGCCCAAUUACGCGGGAGAGAUGUACAAAACCACAAAAGCCUACCAUGCAGUGGAAGAAGAUGAGAUCAGCCUGGAGGUUGGAGAAACCGUUGAGGUCAUCCAUAAGCUACUGGAUGGCUGGUGGGUGGUCAGGAAAGGAGAGGAGACAGGGCACUACCCCUCCAUGUUCCUUUGGAGUACCGGGGAAAAGAAGGAAGUGGAGGCUGAAAGGAGCCCUGUGACCAGGAACACUCCACCACCCAGGAGAUCAACUAUACGCAACCCCCAGAGCAUCCACACCAAAGGUCGUCAACGAAUCAGCCAAGAUUCAUACCGCAGACAGAGCCGCAAAUACUUACAGCAGCGAGGACGACUUGCGUCCCAGCCGAGGAAAAACUCCAGAUCUACAGCGGAGGAAAAUCCAGAAAACACCGCAAAAGAAGCUGCAAAAGAAGAAGCGAAGAAAACCCCAGCUAUUCCUCCAAGGCCUAGCCAGGAGCUCAUUAUGGAGCGCUGCACGGAAAACACACGCAAGAGAAUCAGCAUCCACGCCAACUGAAGUCAGCUAACCGCUCAGAAUCUCACCUGAAUAUAGAACUCCAAGCUUGACUCUGUCACUGCUGCAGCGUUUGCAUAAGACUUUCCGUUGCAAGGAAAUUGCAUGGCAUGAACCAGUAGCACGAUUUCAUUUCCCUGCUCAAGCACAUCUGAUUUGUAUUUGUAAAUGCCACAAAAAAACUAUGUUGUUUAGAGAACUGCAGGUCUGGCAGCUUAUAAAAUGUCAGCAAAACCCAGAGAAAGCUUCACUUCUGUGCUCCAUCUCUGUAGCCAAAGAGGACCAUAGCAGUCUUAAGCAUUGUGUAGGAUUGACUGCAUAUGUUGUUUUUAAUAAGCUAUAGUGUUUUUUCAUUGUACUUUAAUUAACAAAUAAAUAAAUAUAUAUUUAAAAAUG
Messenger RNA from Hemibagrus wyckioides, 1682 nucleotides. RefSeq names its product neutrophil cytosolic factor 1 (gene ncf1). Gene Ontology annotation, molecular function: protein binding; phosphatidylinositol binding; superoxide-generating NADPH oxidase activator activity. The record is from RefSeq and is a predicted model, not a curated record. Gene Ontology annotation, biological process: superoxide anion generation; respiratory burst. Gene Ontology annotation, cellular component: NADPH oxidase complex; cytoplasm. The transcript is spliced from 11 exons. Lineage: Eukaryota; Metazoa; Chordata; Actinopteri; Siluriformes; Bagridae. The coding region runs from base 81 to 1289 and encodes 402 amino acids.